UCCCUACGCUCAACAACACCACAUCCUCCCCUUUCUUCGGACCAACCCCCCCCCUUUUGCCCUUUCACUUGCUCGUGUGCUCUCGUUCACACCACUCACAAGCCUGCCCUUUGUUGGAAUAACAAUAGGCUCUUUUUUUCCUUCAAUUUCUUGAGAAAGAUUCAUACACUUCUGCAUUAGUAAUGUCUGACGCUGUCAAGCCAGAGGAUACUAAGCCCGUGGCUACCGAACCACCCAAGCCAACUGACUCUGAGGAGGUUGCUGCUGUUUCGGAGACCGUCGCUGCACCCGCCACUACUUCCGACGAGGUUACUCCCGUAGCUACUGACAAGCCAGCCGAGGAGACCGCUGCCGUUGAGGAAAAGAAGGAGGAGGAGGAUAAGCCCGAGCCAAAGGAGAUUACACAGGGAACGUUAUCCAGGUUUCCCUCUGGUCUCAUGUCGUAAGUUGCACAUUUUAUUCUUUUCUUUUCCUCUUUGUUAUACCCGAAUCACGUGCUGAUUGUUUUGAAUAGCUUUUUCAAGACCAAGAGAUUCUUUUACUUCCAGGACGAGCCUAUUGCUGGGGGUGAGCUGGAAGUUUAUCUUCGGAAGACCAAUUCUACUCGCACAACUGCUGCCUAUGCCAGCCAGACAGGGAAGGGAUUGCUCCUUUACUGCAAGGCUGAGGGACAAAGCCCUCAUGGUAUAAUUAAGCUGGUAAGUUUCGUGUUACCUAACAGCGCAUUACAUGAUGUGCUAACAAUUAUGCAGGCGGAUGUUACUGAGGUCACUUCUGCUGGUGCUGCCAAGUUCGUUCUCAAGAUCCCGAACGGUGGGGAUCUUCACUUUGAGUCACCGGGUGAGCGUGAUAGCUGGGUUUUCACCCUUAAGCACAAGAUCACUGAGGCCAAGGCGAUUGAGGAGGAGAUUGUUAGCUCCGAGGGCUACAAGACCACUCUUGAGAGACUGAGUCAGUAUUGAAAGCACGAUACAUCAUGCAUCCUGUACUAACUACCCAGUAGAGAAGUCGACUCCCGUUGCGGCUGCUAAGGCGCCGGAGAAGCCUAUUGAGCCUAAGGAAGAAAAGAAGGAAACCGGGGAGACCAAGACUGAGGAGGGCGCUGAAAAGGCUAAGUCCACCGAUGCUGCUCCUGCCGUCACUUCCGAGGAUGAGGCUGGUCCAUCUGACAAGAAGGCCGAUGUCAAGCGCUCUGCGUCAAGGAACAAGAAGCGAACCUCGGUUUUCGGUUUCCUCAAGAAGGAUAAAACCGAAGAGAAGAAGGAAGAGCCCGCCGAGAGGGAAGAGUCUAAGGAGGAGCCAAAGGCUGUGGAGCCAACAACAGCCACCACUGAUGGUUUGUUCAUGACGUUCAAUUUCGAAGACGGUGAGACUAAUAAAGUUGCAGCGCCUGCUGAAGCCUCAGUCGUCGCUGCUGAGGUGAAGGACACCGAAGAUGUCAAGCCUCCUGAGGCGACCAAGGAGGUCGAGAAAGCUCCGGAGGCCCCUGCCGCGCCUAGGACUGCUAAGCGCCACUCUUACUUCAACGUCAAUGUUUUCAACCGUGGGGGAAGGGAUAGAGAGGUUGCCGAAGACAAGAAGGAGGAGGAGGCCAAACCGGAGGCUACUGAGCCUAAGACGGACACUGGGGCUGCACCCGCUGAGGUGAAGCCCGUCGAUGUUGUCGCUCCUGAAGCUUCAACUACUGCUGAGAAGCCUCCUGCCUCUUCUCCGCCGAAAUCCAGGUUCUACACUGGCCUUUUCGAGAGGAAGGGUGGUGAUAAGACCGAGAAGGUAGUUCUUUCCGUGACUUAUACUGAAUGAAUCUGACCAAAUUGCAAGGAGUCUGAGACCAAGUCUGCUGAGGCUGCUACCGAGCCCGUCGCCGUGACUGCCAUUACCACUGAUUCGGCUGUUGCCCCUGCCGAGGGAUCAACUACUGUUGAGGCUACUAGCCCUACGGCCGGCCCGAGGGAGCAGAAGCGCAAGUCAAGCUUUUUCUCUUUCAAGAAGGAGAAGAAGGCCGAUGAUGUCAAGUCCGACACAGAGGAGGGCGAGCCUUCUUCUCCCAAGCCUAGCACAUCUCCAGUUCCUAAGCCAGGAUUGUUGACUGGCCUCAUGCGCAAAGCUAGCAAGGCCGGAAAGGGAAAGGAGGCCGAACCCAAGGAGGUUACCGCGCCGGCUACUGUUGCUGAGGAGACUGCUCCUGCUGCCCCUACAACCACCACCGAAACAGAGACACCAAACGGUGCUCCCGCCACUACUGAGCCUACUACCAUUGGCGACGUUGUUCCAGAAGCUGUCAACGUUGGACAGGCUCACCCUGUGCAGGCGGCUGCUUAAGUAUUUCACAAAAAGCUUGCAUGACAUGUCGUAUGAAAGUCUGUUUCUGUGUUUUUUUUUUUCUGGGUUUAGCGCGCUUUAGGUCCUGUAUCUUCCACCUAAUCGGCAUCUCUUUUCUUUGUUCAACCUGGCUCAAGUAUGAACUUAAUCAUCUGUGCUGGUUUUCCCGUCUCUGCAAAUUUUGAUUAGCGUCACGGCCGAUGUUGGGGCUCAAUUUUUUUCUUCCGUUGUCAUGAUUGGCUAAUUACAAUUCUCCUUGUAUCCGUGUUGGGGAAGAUGGGAAGUGUGUUGCUCCUGGGCGCUACCCUCUAAUGGUUUCUUUUGUGUAUCCAAGUUUUAGCUCUGGUGCCUUUGCCUUUUUCUUUUUUAUUGCUUCGCUCCAUUGAUUCCAAUAUCCUCUUUUAUUUAUUUUUCUCUCUUCUCUUCAGUUUGUUGUGAUCAUGACGGCCUUCAGUGGCCAAAUCCUAUAUAGUAUUUAAUAAUCCGAAAACAUUGCUUUUCAACUCCAAUUUUUUUCUCUUUUCUUUUCCAAUGUUCCAAAUGCCGUAUUUGAUCUCGUGGAUUCUCCGGGUUGUUUCCGGCUACCCCGCACUGUUUCACUAACCGAUAUUCCUGAGCCUGAAUGCUCUUUCCGGGUGAUAGCGUGACUCCUUUUGUGGUUGAUCUUCUGUGGCAUGCGGGGCGGGGGUGGGCUGGCCUCUGAUUGGGUUUCUUUUUUUUCCUUUUUUUUUUAUUACCCUCUGAGAGGCACCUUGAUGGUGUCACUCGUGGUAAUUCGGUGAGAAAAAGGGGAUCAUUCUACCCUACUCGAGUACCGGUGCUGGGCACUUUUUUCGCGAUAGAGCGUCAUGGCCUAUUCGAUCCGAAUACCGCACUGUACUUGUAUGGUAGGGCCUCGUGUUGCAGUUACGGUACAGUACAAAGAUGGGAUGCGAUGGACAAGGAUGGCUUCCCAGUGGUUACCAUUCUUCCUGCUCCGUUGCUGCCAUGAUCCCUUGCAGCUUCCCGGGCGUGUCGUUGGCCGUUAGAACCAAGGAUCUAAAUUUAAUAUAAUUCUUACCAAUUGGGCACGAGUCAGUAGAAAACUUGUCAGCAGAUGCUUG
Molecule: messenger RNA, 3425 nt
Organism: Tuber aestivum (summer truffle)
Lineage: Eukaryota; Fungi; Ascomycota; Pezizomycetes; Pezizales; Tuberaceae
Source: the annotation of a GenBank genome assembly